GCGCUACCGCACAACAAAGAUCAUCAUCGCCAUAUAUGAGGCCGAAACUUAGCAUCAAGCCAAAUCGCGGAAACCUAACGUCACUGUGUCAUCGCACAUUAUUUGGCACGCAGUUGUCUUGGCGCUGGCGUUGCCGCCGCCGACAUGAUCCUCUAGACGCAGUCAGCGGCCGUUUCAGCCAUGCUUUGAUUGAUCAUCAGGCAAUGACAGAACGAACGCUCGGAGUCGGGAACACGACAUUGCUGGUCGCGCCCAUCUCCUUCUUCUCGAUUCGACUUCCUCAUUCCGAUGUCCACCCAGAACCUUUCCCUGCAAAGCCCGCCGUCACAACCCAUGUUGCCUCUGGUUCAGGUGCACCAUAAGGUGCAUCCCCAAUCAAACCACCAAGCAGUUCCCUCGCAUUACAGCCGCCAAAAUCCGAGCAGCCCCUCAGGCGACCAGCUUCCACAGUCAUCAAGAGACCCCAUAUCUUUUCGGUCUUCGAAAGAACUCGCAAAAGCCAUUCCCAUUCGGAAUUUGCAGCCCGGCCAUCCUAUCUACCAUCGCACAGCCAGACUCUCGCUUCCAUCCUAUGUCGCUGAUCAGAAUGAAUACCAGCUUCGACGCAAGACUCCAAACGGGACCUUGUAUGCCGGCUACGAUGGCUCUCCAACGCAGCUUGCCCAAGGCCCUCCACCGUUGAAGCAUAUGAUACUAUCAGCUCCGCCGGCUGCUUCGGUAACCUCCCGGCCGCAAAUGGGCCCCAAUAUAUACUCCGCUUAUCCGUCGAGCCAGCGCGCGAAUGGGCUUACUUCACAAGUGUGCGACAGUCACACUUUCGAUGCCGUACAGCCGGCUUCUAUCACACAAUGCCCGCGAUCUUCUCUGCUCGAUUUCCAACAACACAGACGCUACUCGGCCGAUCCUAGCACACCGCGCUUUCACGGAGCCCCGUUUGAUAUCAGCAAUGGACCGGAACGGUGGUCAACUUGGUAUAGUGCCCAGCCACAACCUCCGUACGACACCUUGACCGCCAGAGCUGGCUGUCUGGGUGCGCCCCAUGUCUCCGAUUAUAUAGACAGCCGUCCAGAUCGCAGCGAACGCCGAGACUUUGGAUCUAUGCCGCCUCGCAAUGAUCUUGGAUACCCACCAUCCUUGUUGCAAACGUCCUAUCCUGCUGUGGAGUCUCUAGCUAUAGGAUUCAAUUCUUUCCAGCCUGAUAUGUCCACGGCCUCUCAUUUUAGAGAGAAGACAUUGCUUCAGGCAUAUCGUGCUUACAUGGAUUUGCUAACGCAACUUCAUCAUAUGCGGAAGGCUGGCCCUUCGUCUCUGAGCUCUAGCGCGCUGUCAAAACUGCUUGUCUAUCCAAAGCCAUCGAAGCCAAAGACUUGGGACCCCAACAUAGCUCUAAGGGGGCCAGCCCACGCCACCGAGCAAUCUUUCAUGAAUACGAGAACGAGGGCGACGCGGUUUCCACCUGCGAACAUGUCUUUCGUCGGUACACCUCCAGUUGAGUGGGAUGCCGGUCCUAAGCAUGCCCCUGUCGUUCCAACAGCCAUGACGCCGUGCCAUGCUUUGCCUAUGGAGAUACACAAGGGCUCGCCAUCGUCAAGCGCGAAUGCUUCAUUAGAGACUCUGACACACCUCUGUGAACAAAGCAGUUGGAAAUGGAUAGACGGAAUGAUGCUUGGAGGGUGUCUACUUUAUGGGCUUGAUCGCUUCGAAGACGCCUCGGACUGGUUCAGUCGAAUCAUUGAGCUUAACGCCAACAAUGUAGAGGCUAUGUCGAACAAGGCAGCGACGCUCUUCUGCCUGAACCGACAGGAAGAAGCCGAACAGCUUUGGCUCCAAGCUAUCAGGAUACGCCCGCAGUUCAUAGAGGCUGCUGAACACCUCGUUGGCUUGCUUUACAAGAAGCGGGGCCGGGAAGCUGUCAGGAUCAUUGACUUUGUCCAGCGGUCCUUGAAGCUGCCGGCCGUCACAAGCCAUUCAAGAGAACUCGAUUCAAAAUUGGCAAGAAACUCUGAAUCCAGCGACAGCCAGACCCGAACAUCUUCCCUCACGUUGUCUGAGAAUGCAGACGGAAAGUCGUCAGGGUUUGGAUCCAGCGGUUAUGCCAUACCAGCAGCCGAAAACGGCCGGAUGCUUGCCCUCGUGCACGCCAAGGGCACUAUGCUGUAUAGUCUCAAAGAAGUUGAGAGGGCAUCGCGAUCUUUCGAGGAAGCAGUCUUAAUCAGUGCUGGACGGCAAUUUGUAUGCGUCCGGGACCUAGUGUUUAGAGUCCAGUCAGUCCUCUCCCCUGGUCAAUGGGCGCCAGCAACGCAAGGCAUCCCGAACACGGACACUUUGCCUCCUCUUCUUUUACCACCCGAGAGAGCACGGAAUACUGCCGGUCUUGUUUUCCCCGGGCGCGGCAAGUUGCCAGGCCUUGUUUGUGUACCAAACGGAGGUCCGAGGCGGGCAGCUAUACAAACAACAAGCAACUCAUUGUUGUCGCUUGCCAAGAUCUACCAGGACACCAUGUCAAGCGCAGCGGGUAGUUCGGUGCUUAACCAGCGUCCCUCCAGCAUUAACGACAUCCUCGCACUCUACUAUUUGUCUCUUUCUUUGCAAGAAAGCCCUUCAACGGCGAACAAUGUCGGCAUCCUUCUUGCCAGUGUGCAACAAGCCCCCAGCGCGGCCUCACAAUUCAUGGUAUCGAAUAGACUGCAGGCGUCGGGCAUACCCGGUAUCUUGCCGGGGAGUGGCCUCGCGCUUGCCCUGUCUUACUACAAUUACGGUCUAUCGUUAGAUCCAAAACAUGUUCACCUCCACACCAAUCUUGGAAGUCUGCUUAAGGAUAUCGGCCAGUUGGAUUUGGCUAUCCAGAUGUACGAACAAGCUGUCUCGUGCGAUGGUACAUUUGACAUCGCCCUGACAAACUUGGCCAAUGCCGUCAAGGAUCGAGGCCGCACUAGCGAUGCCAUCGCAUACUACAAGCGGGCAGUACUUUCGAAUCCCGACUUCGCAGAAGCUGUGUGCGGAUUAUUCACGGCACUGAAUUCGGUGUGUGACUGGAGAGGACGAGGAGGCUUGCUGUUGCCCGAAAACCAAUACGAUCGAUGGCAUGUUGACGACGACGGUAUGCUCGUGGAUGCUGCGGUCCAGCGUCAAGCGAGUGGCCUAACGAAGAAAGUGGUCGACAUUGUGCGGAAGCAACUCGAGGAGGCAUCGACUUGGGGUAUCGGUGCGCUUCCAGAAGAAUAUCUUACGAUCUUCGUUUCACAGUUGCAACAUGCGCAAGCCUUUGCUGCAGACGACGCAUUCAAAAUCACUUCUGGUCUUCGAUCAUGGUCUCGGAACCAGUGGGAAGGCUCGCGCAUUCUGCGCUUUGUCGAGCGGUCUACAAAAGCGGUUAUGCGACGGUGGUACUGCGACACAUAUAUCCUCGAUCUGACAACCAGAUCAACUUACAACCGGCCGAUGUUGCCGCCUGCUCUUACAGUUCCCUCCGCACCGACCGUUCUCCCAUUUCACACAUUUACAUGUCCCUUGACCGCCCAAGAUGUACGCAUGAUAUCGCAGCGCAAUGCAUUGAGAAUCUCAUGCUCGACAUUACGGGCGCCCUGGCUGCCACGCUCUGUCUAUCGACCCCCUCCUCCACCAUCGCCUCAACUCAACGUUGGUUAUGUUUCGUCUGACUUCAACAACCAUCCCCUUGCUCACCUCAUGCAAUCUGUGUUUGGCUUCCAUGAAAAAACCAAAGUCAAAGCCUUCUGCUAUGCAACCACUGCAAGUGAUGGCUCCGUCCACCGUCUGCAGAUUGAGCGCGAGGCACCUGUUUUCCGAGAUGCAAGCAGCUGGCCGUCGGAUCGCAUCAUUGAACAGAUUGUGGCAGAUGAAAUCCACAUACUUGUUAAUCUGAACGGGUAUACUAGAGGUGCCCGAAACGAGAUAUUCGCCGCGAGGCCAGCUCCCAUCCAGAUGUCUUUUAUGGGCUUCGCUGGAACAUUGGGCGCAGAGUGGUGUGAUUACAUUUUAGCGGACACAACCGCGAUCCCGCCUAGCACCCUCCGUCCAUGGAGGGGAAACCUUCAUGUUCCAGAUGUGUUUCAAGAUCAGACCGAAGAAGCGACUGGCGACUGGAUUUACUCCGAAAACGUCAUAUUUUGUCGCGACACCUUUUUCUGCUGUGACCACGCCCAAUCUUGCAGUCCGGAAGAGCGUCAUUUGUCAUGGGAAGAUGAACAACGCCGUCGAUGGCAAAUGCGCAAGGAACUUUUCCCCAGUUUUUCAGACGACACUGUCAUCUUGGGCAAUUUCAAUCAGCUUUACAAGAUUGAUCCAAGCACUUUCCGCUCCUGGCUACGCAUCCUUUCUCGUGUGCCCAAAGCGGUGCUCUGGUUGCUCCGCUUCCCUGAACUAGGCGAGACAAAUCUCAAGAGGACGGCAAAGGCAUGGGCUGGGGCAGAAGUAGCCAGCCGCAUCAUCUUUACAGAUGUUGCGCCCAAACAUCUUCAUAUUGCUCGAGCAAGAGUAUGCGACCUCUUCCUCGACACACCAGAGUGCAACGCCCACACAACAGCAGCCGAUGUGUUAUGGUCAAGCACUCCACUCUUGACAUUUCCGCGCUACUCAUUCAAGAUGUGCUCUCGGAUGGCCGCCUCCAUCCUCAAGGGCGCCCUACCCAAGGGUCCCGAAGGGCAACGCGCCGCUCAGGAGCUGAUAGCAUCGAGCGACGAAGAAUACGAAUCAUUGGCGAUACGGUUGGCCAGCAGUCUGGCGUACAAUGGAAGUAAAGAGUAUGGCGAAGGAGCGGGCCGCUUGGCUGAAUUACGAUACCUUCUGUGGAGGAGCAAAUGGAGUUGUGCCCUUUUUGAUACCCGAAGGUGGGUGGCUGACCUUGAAUUGGCUUACCAGGAGGCGUGGCGAAGAUGGGUCGCCGGUGAGGAUGGUGAUAUCUAUCUGUAAAGCUUCACCAACUGAGUACGACUUGGGCAAGGGACAUUCAUUUCUUGGACGUCGAGUAUAUCCUGCUCGAAUAGGCCAUGGGAGACGGGACUGGGUACCUUGUGCUCAAGGAAGCGUGCGUGCAUUUCCUGUUUUUCGGGCUCGUGUUACGGUGACGUCUUUUUCUCCUUUGUUUCCGUCGUCUUUUUGUUUUCUUCCACAUGUAUAAUACCCCGGACCCUCUUUCCUCACGUUUGUGAGAGGUGAGAUCCCAGCGAUGCCGCGAAUCCACGCUAGCAGACUCGAGCUUCUCCGAAAGAA
This is a messenger RNA of Verticillium dahliae VdLs.17, 5229 nucleotides long. Its product is annotated as UDP-N-acetylglucosamine-peptide N-acetylglucosaminyltransferase. Gene Ontology annotation, molecular function: glycosyltransferase activity; protein binding. The record is from RefSeq and is a predicted model, not a curated record. Gene Ontology annotation, biological process: protein O-linked glycosylation. The coding region runs from base 289 to 4929 and encodes 1546 amino acids. The transcript is spliced from 4 exons. Lineage: Eukaryota; Fungi; Ascomycota; Sordariomycetes; Glomerellales; Plectosphaerellaceae.